CCAAGUUUCAUCAUGCAAGGCUCUAGCUUCGUUCUCAACAGGCUCCCCAGGGUUCUGUUGCUUGGAAUCGUCUUAAUAUUCAUCCUUGGUACGGCACACGGAAGCAUUUUGUCUGGUGUCUGUGACCAAGGCUGGCUUCGCUUCGGUGACUACUGCUACCUUUCCCCUACGGACGUGGCAUGUUUUGUGGACGCUAGAGGUUAUUGUAAGGAAAAAGACGCUGACUUGGUAAGCAUCCAUAGUCAAGAGGAACAAAUGUUCUUAUAUGAUAACCUCCAUCUGGAUCGUCAGUACUGGGUGGGAUACACCGAUUUAGCCAGUGAAGGUCAUUUCUCCUGGACUGACGGCACAGAGAGUAAUUACACCAACUGGUCUCCUGGUGAGCCACAUGACAAUGGCGGUGAUGAUUGCGUCUACAUGGACCCAGGUUUCUACGGACCCAGAGGAAACUGGAAUGACGGCUGGUGCUAUGGGCAUAGCCAUUUCAUCUGCAAAAAAAGAAUUGCUCCGUCAAGCUGUAAUGACAAACCUUGUCAAAAUGGAGGAGUUUGUGAAAGCGUCUCAAAUGGUGGCUACCAGUGUAAAUGUAAAGUUGGAUACUCGGGCAAGAAUUGCCAAAUAGAUAAAUACUGCGAGUCAGAUUGGUAUCACUGGGGAGACUUCUGCUAUUUUUUCAGGCCUGAAUUCAAAUAUUAUAGCGAUCGGCAAAAGUGGGACGGAGCUGAAGCUAAGUGUCAGUCCUACGGAGGAAAUCUUGUCAGCAUCCACAGCAAGGAGGAAAACGACUUCAUCUUUGAUCAUAUAGGCUACAGUGGUGGUGGAGUUUGGAUUGGUUUCACGGACAGAGUAACAGAAGGCACGUUCGAAUGGAGCGACGGGACAAAGGCAGAUUUUUCCAUCUGGUGCCCCCGGCUGCCUGUCAAAGCUUUGAACGAGGACUGCGUCCGCAUCGAACCCGUAUUCUUUAGUGCAAAAUGGUGUGAAGUUCCUUGCGGGAAGGAGUACGGUUACGUGUGCAAGAAGCCUGCAACAUUGUGUCAAACAAAGACGUGUCAGAAUGGGGCUACUUGCAUUGACUUGGUCAAUGACUACCAGUGUAUCUGUCCUGACGGCUUCGAAGGAAAAGACUGCGAGACCAACAUUGAUGAUUGUGCCGUGAAGCCAUGCUUAAACGGAGGGGUUUGCGUCGACCUGGUCAAUGAUUACCGAUGUGACUGUAUGAAUGGCUACGAAGGAAAAGACUGUGAGAUCAAUACGGACGACUGCGCACUGAUAACAUGCAAGCUUGGUCGUGUCUGCGUGGACGGUAUCAACUCGUAUUGCUGUGUCCCUCAGUCUUAAAUAUCGACAGAGCAAUGUAUCCAAAUGAACUUACACCUCUACGAAUAUUAUCAGAUCACAGCAUAUCAAAGACCAAGAGAUUGUCAACUUUUCAGUAUUCAAAUGCAAAUAAAAAUAGAGAAGAAUAGAGUCAAAUCAAACCCCCAAAGAACUGAAAGUCUCCAAUUAAUUAAAAGAUGUCACAGUUUCCUAUAGGCCUAUAUGCUGUAUCCCCGGAAUGGAAACUCAUAGCGGAAGAUAAUCUUUUAUUUUUUAUUUGUGUUUCAAUUAAUCAAAAUUGGAUUUCACGUUUCCUAACAGAACUGCCGGUUAUUGUAUAUCUCUCUGACUCUUUGACACCCGAAUUUUGGGGGUGUAGAUAAAAUUUCCAAUUUAGUUUUUAAUUAAUUUGAAACGAAUAUGCUCUUAAAAAACCACCAAAUUGGCGUUCAAAUUCUGUGCUGCUUUCGACGAUUGGAUGAAAACUGUAUAACGAAGUUAUAUGUUACCACCUAUAUACAAUGCUUGAAUCAAGGAAACCGUAUUAAUCUAUCAACACUUUUAUUUUCCACCUUGAAAUGGAACAGAAAGUCGGUGAUUUAUAGUAAGAAAAAGCAGACAAAAAAAAAAGAAUUGAAACCCUCGACAAAAUACAUUGAAAUUAAAACAGUCUUAUUGAGCAAACGUCAAACCGCAAAUGUAUUUAUAAUUCUUAACAAAUAAAACAUG
This is a messenger RNA of Acanthaster planci (crown-of-thorns starfish), 2049 nucleotides long. RefSeq names its product macrophage mannose receptor 1-like. Lineage: Eukaryota; Metazoa; Echinodermata; Asteroidea; Valvatida; Acanthasteridae. The record is from RefSeq and is a predicted model, not a curated record. Gene Ontology annotation, molecular function: calcium ion binding.